Messenger RNA from Megalops cyprinoides (Indo-Pacific tarpon), 1595 nucleotides. RefSeq names its product TRAF interacting protein with forkhead associated domain (gene tifa). NCBI's taxonomy places the organism in Eukaryota, Metazoa, Chordata, Actinopteri, Elopiformes, Megalopidae. The record is from RefSeq and is a predicted model, not a curated record. The transcript is spliced from 2 exons. Gene Ontology annotation, molecular function: protein binding. Gene Ontology annotation, biological process: canonical NF-kappaB signal transduction. Bases 270 to 848 code for a protein of 192 amino acids.
CUAUGGGAGGUGCCGCCCGCCCCCCCGUUUCCUGUUAUUGCGAUGUGGCUCAUUGUCGCCCCGUUACACUUCUUUCGACCAGCGCCACGAUCAUAUGAACACGGGACAGCUUGUAUGCUAUAGGAUCAGUCUUCUCGCUUUCGCUACAUUCUGAAAAACCUAUUUCUGAAACGCUUUCUUCCGUGGGUAGGGGAUAUUAUUCUGAAGGCCCGCACGACCUUACUAACGAGCGUGAAAGUGUUCGAGGAAAAGGGAAGGGAGACCGCAGCAUGGAUUCCUCUCAGACUGCAGAGACCGAGGAGCUCCUGACCUGCCUGUACAUCCAGCUCUACCACCCUCAGCAGUACUCCAGACCCCUCUACCAGCUGCUGCCCCUGGGCCAGCGGUGGAAGCAGCCGGCCGAGGACCCCCUGAGGCUGGGUCGCGACAACAAGGCCUGCACCUUCGCCCUGGUCGACCCGCGCGUCUCCCGGAAGCAGCUGGCCCUCCAGGCCUUCCGCUCGCCCCGCAGCUCUGAGCUGCUCUUCCAGGUGCAGAACCUGAGCCAGAAGGCCCGUGUGGCGGUCAACGGCGCCGAGCUGGACUACCUGCAGUGGGCGGAGCUUCCCGCCAAAGCCCUGCUCCGGUUUGGGGAGUACCAGCUGCUGGUGUGCCGCGAGCCCGGGGAGGCGCAGGGCAGCUUCGAGGUACAGUUCCAGGUGUCCCGGCUGCCCCCCUGCCAGGAGCUGGGGGACGGGGUGCCGUGCGGGACAAGCGUCAUGGACACGGGACUGUCCCUGCCUCAGCCACCCCCACCCCCAUGCUCUCAGAUACCCCUGGAGACAGACGAGUCCAUUUACCUGUCCUGAGGCUCCUGAAUGACACUGAUCGCUGUCAGAGCACUUUGUUUUACUGCGUUUUUUAACGCGCUUUCAGAACAAUCCGCCGUUUUAAAAGUCAUGCACAGGUUGUGACAGACAGAACAAUCAGAGCCAUUUUAAAAGUCAUGUACAGGUUGUGACAGACAGAACAAUCAGAACCAUGAGAGUAGCAGUGGGGAACUGACUGAAUGACAGACUUAUCAAAUGAAAGAGUGUUAGCUGCUGUGACUGUUAGGAAACAGUAGAUAAUUAUCGUAAGGGCUGACGGUACUUGCUCUCGUUGUGACCGGUUUUAACUCGCCUUGCAUCAGAGUGACCUCAGUGUGCUGUUACACCUCCAGCAUCGCUGGGAUGCUGCGGCCAGGUAGCAGAGUACAGUGUGAAAUUAAGCCACGGAUGUAGCCAUGUGUGUUGAAGAGGUGGUGGGGAAAGCAGUGGUUCUCUGACACUGAUCCAUAAGAGAGAGACCCACUCACUUUUUACAGGAUCCAGGUAGCUCUUAUCUGUAUAUAACAUGCAAUAAUGUCUCCGUUUUGGAAAUAGUGUUUUCCCAAUACUGUGAAUGCUGGUAUGUAGAAGGACUCUGAAGACUCAAGUAGAAAAAUUUAACAAAGUUGUGACAACAGGAAUACAUGUCACUUCUUCAUAAAUAACCAAUAUUAUAUUGUUGUCACUAUGUAACUGUUAAAGUGCACUAAGACUAGUGUGGAAGUAUCAACUUCUUCUAACACUGUG